AUGCCCAGCAAGACGCCCAAUAGCAACGGCAACAAGCCUAUCGAGAAUGACACUAGAAACAAGGGUGACGUCGAGAUGAAGGAUUCUGGAAAGACCAGCCCUAAGAAAGGUGCCAAAGAUGGUGAUGAUGAGAUGACAGUUGUCGUUCCCAUCACAAAGGCAUCGAAACAGUCAUCAAAGCAGCUUCACGAUGCUGAUGGUGACGUGUCUAUGGGUGGUGAGGAGAAUACUGCCGGUGACGGCGACAAGGUUGAUCCUGUCGUGCAGACAGUGGCAGAUAUCAAGAGCAACUUUGCCUUGUUAGACCGAGCCGUUGCAUUGUUCGAUCCGAGAUUUUCCCUGCGCGCCCUGCGCUCCAUUUCGCUUAUUCGUAAACGACUGACACCGGACAUUAUUGGUCAAGUAAUUGUCGAUACCUUCCCAGCUACCGUUACGUCAGGCAACAUUGCCAAGGGCCUUCUCAUUGCUGUUGGUCGUGAGAGCAUGCCCUUGGGUCGCCAUGCUAGUUCAGAAAUGGAAAUCGACUCGGCAGAACCCAAAUCGACCAAGAACGGCAAGAAGGAAAACAAGGAGAUUAUCCCCGAAAUUGACAUCUUCAUUGGCAUCUUGAUCCAGGUUUAUCUCUUUGACUCUCGCAAGUUUAAAGAUGGCGCCGAGUUCAGCAAGAACCUGUCCAGGCGCAUCCAGGCUUUGAAUCGUCGCACUCUUGACUCACUCUCCGCCAAGGUUUACUUCUACUACUCUCUCUUCUGUGAGCACAUUGCGCCACUACCACCAUCCCCGGAGUCUCCCAUAGUUUCCAUCAGACCCACUCUGCUUGCAGUUAUGCGAACCGCCGUUCUUCGAAAGGAUAUCGACACCCAAGCCUCGGUCAUUGUCCUGCUGCUGCGGAACUACCUGCUGACUUCACACAUAAGCCAAGCUGACUUGCUUGUCUCCCACACUCAGUUCCCUGAAAAUGCCGUCAACAAUCAGGUAGCGCGGUUCUUAUACUACCUUGGUCGUAUCAGAGCAAUCCAGCUGCGAUACACAGAGGCUCACGAGCACCUUACUGCCGCCACUCGCAAAGCUCCUUCAAGCAACUGCGCUGUCGGCUUCUCCCAAACAGCCACCAAGCUACUCAUGGUCGUUGAGCUGCUGAUGGGAGAUAUCCCUGACAGAGCGACGUUCCGACAGCCGGCUCUGGAAGAUGCCCUUCGUCCGUACUUUUUAUUGGUUCAGUCUGUUCGCGUUGGCAAUCUAGAGGACUUUGAGACGACCAUUGCUGAGCACGCUGAUGCUUUCCGACGCGACGGUACAUACUCUCUUAUUCUCCGCUUGCGACAAAAUGUCAUCAAGACGGGUAUCCGUAUGAUGUCUCUUUCGUACUCUCGCAUAUCUCUGCGGGAUAUCUGCAUUCGUCUCCACCUGGGAAGUGAAGAAUCUGCAGAGUAUAUCGUAGCAAAGGCGAUCCGGGACGGCGUCAUCGAGGCAACUUUGGACCGCGAGCGUGGCUUCAUGAAGAGCAAGGAAGUGGGCGAUGUUUACGCCACAAGAGAACCAGGCGAGGCCUUCCAUGACCGAAUUCGAGCUUGCCUUGCCCUGCACGACGAGAGUGUCAAGGCUAUGCGUUUCCCUAUGAACCAGCACCGACUUGAGCUUAAGAACGCUCAAGAAGCCCGGGAGCGCGAACGCGAGAUGGCCAAGGAAAUCCAGGAAGGGGACAUGGACGAGGACGAUUUGGGCGGCGACUUUGAUGGCAUGUAA
This is a messenger RNA of Ustilaginoidea virens, 1746 nucleotides long. RefSeq lists its product as uncharacterized. Gene Ontology annotation, molecular function: enzyme regulator activity. Gene Ontology annotation, biological process: ubiquitin-dependent protein catabolic process; regulation of protein catabolic process. Lineage: Eukaryota; Fungi; Ascomycota; Sordariomycetes; Hypocreales; Clavicipitaceae. The transcript has 3 exons. Gene Ontology annotation, cellular component: proteasome complex; proteasome regulatory particle, lid subcomplex. Bases 1 to 1746 code for a protein of 581 amino acids. The record is from RefSeq and is a predicted model, not a curated record.